Messenger RNA from Sabethes cyaneus, 1505 nucleotides. RefSeq names its product pseudouridine-5'-phosphate glycosidase-like. The transcript has 8 exons. Bases 294 to 1505 code for a protein of 403 amino acids. NCBI's taxonomy places the organism in Eukaryota, Metazoa, Arthropoda, Insecta, Diptera, Culicidae. Gene Ontology annotation, molecular function: pseudouridylate synthase activity. The record is from RefSeq and is a predicted model, not a curated record.
AUUUCGGUUUCGGUUAAUUCGCCGGUAUAUCUAAACAUCCACGUAUAUCAAGCUCUCAAGCUGAAGUUCAGUGUUAAUUUCAACAGUGCGUUUGUAUUUCGUGUAAUUAUCAGUUUUCGGUUGCUCGGUGUUUUUUGUUUUUAGAUAGUAUUUUUGUGCCGGAAGUGAGUACAUACGUAUAUUUAUGAUUGACUAAAACUUGGUGCUUUAUUCUGCGUGUUUACAAAAUACAUACCAAAAACGUGCGGAUUCACAGUGCUACGGUUAAAGGUCAGUUAUAAUUCUUCUCGAAAAUGUUACGAAAUUCUUCUAACGCUAAGUUAUUUGUUCGUAAUAACGGGUUGUAUAUAAGUCGCAAGAUUGCAAAUUUGUCUAAGUUGAGCUCUUUAAUAGACAUCAAGCCGGAAGUCCGUGAUGCUUUGCUUACCGCCCCUCAAUCGGUGGUAGCCCUCGAGUCCACCAUCAUCACCCACGGCAUGCCCUAUCCGCACAACUUGGAGACGGCUCUCGAAGUGGAGCAGAUUGUUCGGGAGAAGGGAGCCAUUCCGGCUACUAUUGCCAUCGUGGGAGGUCGCAUUCGGGUUGGCAUCGAAGGCGACCAACUGGCUCAGCUAGCCAGAUCAGAUAACCGGCACACAAUUAAAACGUCUCGCCGGGAUUUGGCAUAUGUGCUGAGUAAUGGUUUGCAUGGUGGCACUACGGUGGCAGGAACGCUGGCCGUAGCGAAUAUGGUCGGUAUUCGGGUGUUUGCCACCGGUGGAAUCGGAGGCGUCCAUCGAGGCGGAGAGCAUACGAUGGACGUUUCGGCAGAUUUGGUUGAACUUGGCCGCACGCCCGUGGCGGUCGUGUCCAGCGGGGUGAAAUCUAUUCUGGACAUUCCACGGACGCUCGAGUAUUUAGAAACACAGGGCGUUUGUGUUGCUUCCUAUCAGAGCCCGGAUCUAGACUUUCCAGCUUUCUACACACGAUCCAGUGGUUCGAAGGCAGCGUACAACUUGAACAACGCUGCGGAAGCUGCCGGCAUGAUAAAAGCUAACUGUGCGCUGGGCUUACGGUCUGGCUUUCUGAUAGGCGUCCCCAUUCCAGCGGAAUAUUCGCUGGACCCCAAAGUGAUGGAUGAAGUUAUCGAGCAGGCACUGGCUGAGGCUAGCCGGCUAGGUAUACAGGGUAAAGAAGUUACACCCUUUAUCCUGGCGGCAGUGAUGAAACUCACGAAAGGACGAAGUUUGGAGUCAAAUAUGGCUUUGAUUAAAAACAACGCAAGAGUUGCUGCUGAAAUUGCCGUCGAACUGAUAAAAAUUGAAAAUUGCGCUAGUGCUAGGAAAGUGUUUGGCGGUGAUGCUGCCAAUGGUGAGCCGCCUAGCAGUAAGCGAGCACCGGUGGUAAUUGGUGGAUCGAUCGUCGAUACCUGUAUCAGCGUGCUGGAAGACGAUUUAAAGCAACAGCGAAACUGGAAGUACUGGAAGUAUCUGCUCAAAAUUCUGUACCUUCUGUACAGAUGGUAG